AACGUUACAGCUACGCACACACACGCCUUUUUUGCUUCCUUCCUACAAAAGCGUCGCGUAUAUAGCAAAACAAAAACAGAGAGAGAAGAGAGAAAAUUUCGCACAAUGGAUUUGAAAACGACGCCGUUGAGGUUCACACUGGGCAAGCAGUCGUCUCUGGCGCCGGAGAAUGAGCUCAACGCCGGAGACGCGGAGGAGGACGAGGUGGAGGUGAUCGAUCCACGUGUGAGGCUUAUGUACUUGGCCAAUGAAGCCGACCUGGACGGGAUCAAGGAGCUUCUGGAUUCCGGCAUCGACGUCAACUUCCGUGACAUCGAUAAUCGGACGGCGCUGCAUGUCGCCGCGUGUCAGGGCUACUCCGACGUCGUUUCGCUGCUGCUCGAGCGCGGAGCUGAGGUCGAUACUAAAGAUCGCUGGGGGAGCACCCCUCUUGCAGAUGCUAUAUACUAUAAGAACCAGGAGGUGAUCAAGCUUCUGGAGAAGCGUGGAGCAAAGCCUCUGAUGGCACCAAUGCACGUUCAGUAUGCGAGGGAAGUUCCGGAAUAUGAAAUCGAUCCCAAGGAGCUUGAUUUUACUAACAGUGUUGAAAUAACCAAGGGAACAUUUCAUUUGGCAUCUUGGCGCGGAAUAGAGGUUGCUGUGAAAAAGCUUAAGGAGGAACUGAUUGUUGAUGAGGAGAAAGUGAAGGCGUUUCGGGAUGAGCUUGCAUUGCUUCAAAAGAUACGGCAUCCAAAUGUGGUGCAAUUUCUGGGUGCAGUGACUCAAAGUAGUCCUAUGAUGAUUGUAACAGAAUACUUGCCUAAGGGAGACCUUCGUGCUUUUUUAAAAAGAAAAGGAGCAUUGAAACCAUCGACAGCUGUAAGAUUUGCACUUGAUAUUGCAAGGGGAAUGAGUUAUUUGCAUGAAAAUAAACCAGCACCAAUUAUUCAUCGUGAUCUUGAGCCUUCAAAUAUAUUGCGAGAUGAUUCUGGGACCUUAAAAGUUGCUGAUUUUGGAGUUAGCAAGUUGCUGACAGUUAAAGAAGAUAAGCCUUUGAUUUGUCAAGACGCUUCAUGUCGUUACAUAGCUCCUGAGGUUUCCAAGAAUGAAGAAUAUGAUACAAAAGUGGAUGUAUUCUCCUUUGCUUUAAUCUUACAGGAGAUGAUAGAAGGCUGCCCACCAUUCGCUGCCAAGCCAGAUAAAGAAGUUCCAAAAGUAUAUGUUGCAAAAGACCGCCCACCUUUCAGAGCUCCAAUGAAGCGUUAUGCACAUGGCCUUAAAGAGUUAAUUGAGGAGUGCUGGAAUGAGAAACCAGCUAAAAGACCAUCGUUUAGGCAAAUAAUCUUGAGGCUGGAAUCUAUUUAUAACACCAUUGGCCAUAAAAGGCGUUGGAAGGUUAGACCAUUGAAAUGCUUUGCAAAUCUAGAAGCCAUGUUGAGGAAAGAUAAUAUCAGUACGAGCAGCAGAAGCCGUUCAUCACGUUCCUCUUAUGGUAGCAUAUAACAACGGGAUCUUGUAUGGAUGUCCAAACAGCUAGCAGAUAUUACCAUUUCCAGCUUGAUAGCGGAGAGUUUGUUCACACAAGACAGUAGAAUACGGUUGUGUAACUCCUCUGAUAGUCAAUUACAAUUGAUUUCUCUCAAGAUUCUUUCUUUUUAACUCUCCCUUUGAUAAUUAACCUGGGCUGAGAACCACAUUUUGUAUAUCACAUUAUGCAUGUAAAUCAGUAAAUGCAUCUCAUGUGUAAAUCUGAGAAUAUUUACUUAUCAUCUCAUCGAAUAUGAGACUGCUGAUGUUAUUCUGAAGCAGAAU
Molecule: messenger RNA, 1791 nt
Organism: Fragaria vesca subsp. vesca
Lineage: Eukaryota; Viridiplantae; Streptophyta; Magnoliopsida; Rosales; Rosaceae
Product: probable serine/threonine-protein kinase drkB-like
Exons: 12
Coding region: 106-1482 (458 amino acids)
Biological process (GO): protein phosphorylation
Molecular function (GO): protein binding; ATP binding; protein kinase activity
Source: RefSeq, a predicted model, not a curated record